Molecule: messenger RNA, 2504 nt
Organism: Tarenaya hassleriana
Lineage: Eukaryota; Viridiplantae; Streptophyta; Magnoliopsida; Brassicales; Cleomaceae
Exons: 2
Coding region: 1062-2372 (436 amino acids)
Source: RefSeq, a predicted model, not a curated record
AUACAAUAUAUACUUACGUUCUUGCAGAGAGGGAGAGAGAGAGAGGGUUUCUCUCUUUGGGCUGCGUGAAGAAAAACCCAUCAUCACCUUCUUCGUUUCGUUCGACGGAUAUUACGUUUGUCUCCUGGAAUUGUACAAUUAUUGCUCGCAUUUUUCUCUCGAGAUCGAGAAUUCUGUUUCCGGGUCUUUUCCUUCUGAUGAACAAAGAGGCACAGAAAAGUUGAAAGAUUUUUCAAGGUUCUGAUUUCCCUGCGGAAAAUAUGCUCACGGGUUCCGAUAGGUUUGUAUCAGAAUUCAAGUGGGUUUUUGCUCAUUUUGUUAACUCUGGUAACAUGAAACCUGUUUCUUCUGUGUUUUCCUCCUCCGAAUCAUUGUUUUCACUUUGACUGAGUCUUCACUAUGCCGGUUUCUUUGUUUCACUUUGCCCUUGCUUGCUGGUUUGUUGUUUGGGUGGAUUAACUGAUAUUUAUCUUGAAUUUAGAGGAUCUGUUCAAGUGAUUCUGAUCUCUUAGGUUAAGAUUCUCUCUGUGUCGGAAAACUAAAACGUUUCUUUCUUUGUUGUUGAGAAAAGUUUCUCUUUUCUGUUGGAAAGACAAGACACCUGGGAAAUGCCAGGAUCAACGAGCCUUGCUCUACUGGAGCUGCAAUUCAAUUAGACGGCUCAAAAAGAGAAACAAGGGAGUGUCUAGAUUUCGUAAAAGUUUUGCCUUUUCAGGAUUUGAUUGGAAAGUGUACGCCUGAAUUCUCUUCCGCUUUGAAUUGUUCUACACUUUCUUGGCGUUGAAGUUGAGGACCGGUGAAAGAACAACAUUAAGCUAAAUCCAGCAAGGACCAAUCCAAAGUUCCACACUUGACUGUUCCUUCGUAAUCGAGUUCACAAACUCGGUAGUAUCGUUUCUCAAGAAGGUAAAUGAUACGAGUGGGGGAUGCCUCUUUUGGUUUCUGGUUUUGGUAGAUUUAACUCGUCCUGCUUUCUUGGGUGUUGGUUUGGCCGGGAGGGCUGGUCUAACCGCCACACGGGUUUUCUUCUCUGAUCCAAUGCAGAAACACUGUCAACAUUAAUGGAUCCUCAGGCAUUUACUCGGCUUUCAGUAGGUUCACUCGGUCUAAGGAUUCCAAAAACCAUCUUAGGAUCCUCUUUGAAAUCAUGGGUUCAGGCCCUAUCCUCCCAAUGCUCGUGCGAUAUAAAGCUUCCAGGUUUUCCCGUUCAAGCAACACCAAUUCCUUUGAUGUCAUCUCCAGAUGCAACUCCUGAUGGUAACAGUGUUCCCUCGAGUUUUUAUCUGGAAGAGUCCGACUUAAGAGCUCUUCUGACCCCUCGAUGCUUCUAUAGUCCUCAUGCUUGCUUAGAGAUUGUUGUGUUCAUUGGUAAACGAGGUUCACAUGGUGGGGUUGGUGUUAAGAGACAGCAGAUUGGGAAAUUUAAGCUGGAUGUGGGUCCUGAAUGGGGAGAAGGGAAACCUGUAAUUCUCUUCAAUGGCUGGAUCGGUAUUGGCAAGAACAAAGGUGACAGCACGAAGCCUGGACCGGAGCUUCACUUGAGGGUGAAGCUCGAUCCUGAUCCACGUUUCGUGUUUCAGUUUGAGGAUAUUACAACACUAAGCCCCCAGAUAGUUCAGCUCCGUGGCUCAGUUAAGCAACCCAUUUUCAGUUGCGAGUUUAGUAGAGACAGGGUGUCACAUGGCGACCCGCUGAGCGGAUACUGCUCAAGUUUAGGUGAUGUCUCGGAGCUCGAGGCAGAAAGACGUGAACGGAAGGGAUGGAAAGUGAAGAUUCACGAUCUCUCUGGCUUUGCAGUGGCUGCAGCCUUCAUAACAACUCCCUUUGUCCCAUCCACUGGCUGUGAUUGGGUCACCAAGUCGAACCCAGGUGCUUGGCUGGUGGUCCGGCCUGACCCUUGUCGACCUGACAGCUGGCAGCCAUGGGGAAAGCUUGAGGCUUGGCGGGAACGUGGGCUCCAGGACUCUAUAUGCUGCAGGUUUCACCUCUUGUCAAACUGGCAAGGGGAUGGCGACGUAUUGAUGUCUGAGGUUCUUAUCAGUGCCGAGAAAGGUGGAGACUUUGUCAUUGACAUGGACAGACAGAUGCUUACUACGGCAGGAACGCCGGUUCCGAGCCCUCAGAGCAGCGGAGACUUCUCGGGUUUGGGACCCUCUGGACAAGGGGGCGGGUUUGUAAUGAGCUGCCGAGUGCAAGGGGAAGGGAAGAGCAGCAAGCCUGUGGUGCAACUGGCAAUGCGCCAUAUAAUGUGUGUGGAAGAUGCGGCCAUCUUCAUGGCCCUUUCUGCGGCGGUUGAUCUUAGUAUCGUCGCUUGCAAACCUUUCAGGAGGACUGGUCGGAGUCAGAGACGGUUCCGGCACUAUUCCUGGUGAAGAAGGCCUGUAGGUGAUGAGAAGGAACUCUCUUUUUGUGACUUUUGUGUACAGUUUGUGUACUCAUUGCGUUAGGAAGAAAUGCUUUGUCAUUGGGUUUCGACUUUUAAAUGGCCUGAAAAACUUCAAGAA